UGUAUGUAAAAAAUGGCGGAGUGUAAGGUUGCGUUAAACCUUCAUGUUUGAUAUUAAGUUUGUACUAUGCAGUCAAUGUAUAUGAUUAUAUUAAAUAUUUCAAUAGUGUAAUAUAUAUAUAUAUAUAUCGUGUCUAUAAAUUGAUGUAGUGGAAAGACUUUACAAAGUUGCUAUAUUCUCUAUAGUGAUAACGUAUAAAGUAAUACUAGGCAGCUUAGUGAAAAUAUGGAAGGCCAGUCUGUAGAAAAUAAUACAGAGGAAUCUGCAUCCACCAAAUCGACUGUUAAAAUACAUUGUCCUGUUUUAACAGCUUCGAAAUUUGGGAAUUCGUUUGGAGUUAAUGAAUUCUCCAAUAAGCCAAGAUCUACAAUAUUAAGGCCUUCACAAUUAGGUUCAAUUGCGAACAAUACAUCGUCUACGAAUAAAACUGUAUUGCAAUCUCCGAAACUGAAUAGUCUACUUACAAAGCCAACUGAUGAAACUAUAAGUAAUGAUAAUAGUUCAACAACACAAAACGAUAUAAAUGAAACGAAAGAAUGUAAAACUGAAGAAAAACAAGCAGAAGAAAUAGUACCCAAAUUUUUACCAUUAUGUGGAAACACAAAAGAUAACGAGAGUAAUGUAAAUAAUACAGUGGAACCUAGUGCUUCAGAGCCUAGUUUCAUAUUUGGUCAAAAUUUAAAAGAAAGAGUAACUGUUUCCAGUGAUGUAGGAGAAUCUGAGAACGUAGAGAAAGAAGAAACUAAGAAAGAGGAAACUAACGAAAACGGUUCUUCAGAAUUACUUUUCUCAAAUGCAGCAGCUAUUUGUCGUUCAGCUAGUCGUCCUGGUUUAACAUUAACACAGGCAGCACAAGAACUUGAAGAGGCUAGUCGAGCAAAUAAGAGAAAAUAUAGCCAAGUAACGUUGUUAACUGGAGAAGAAGGAGAGACAAAUGUUCUUCAGAUAAAUUGUAAACUCUUUGCUUUUGAUAAGGCUUCCAGUAGUUGGCAAGAAAGAGGCAGAGGAACUCUUCGAUUGAAUGAUAGAGAUGAGGAAUCGCGUUUGGUAGGACGUACGGCUGGAACACAGCGAUUGAUUCUCAAUACUAAAGUUUGGCCUGGUAUGACCGCGGAACGAGCAUCUCCAAAAUCAUUGAGACUUACGGCAAUGGAUGUACACGGAGACAUAAGAAUUUUUAUUGUUCAAGCAAUACCCAAAGAAAUUGAACUAUUAUAUAAUUUAUUGCUACAAAGAAUUAAGCGUGCUCAAGAACGGCAACCUAAGAAAUUAGCAACUGAACAACACUGACGGUUGAUCGAUUGUAUCAAUAAAGUGUUACCCUUAUACAACUAACUUGUAAAAAAGAGAAAUCACACUAACGGGUAUAAAGGCUCAAAUUCAUUGAAACUUUAGGUCCUAUGCAGCACGCGUGUUAAAAGCUACGAUCUGUGCCUUCCUUUGGAAGAUGCGCAUUUCUUGAUAAUCGCACAGCUAUUUGUAAACGAAUGCUGUGUUGGCAUUUUUCAUUUUUCAUGAAUUUUUAAAUUUAUUUCUUUCUCGCUAAAAAGAAAUUUACGUCCGAUCAUUCCCAAUUAAUUUUCUUUUACUUGGAAUCCGAAAAUAGCUGAAAAGGUAUUUCAGCUACUGGGUUAAACAUUUGAAGUAAUUAUUAUAAAUUAGAUAUAAAUCAUAAAAUGUGUAUAACAAAACUAUGUAAUUUCUUUUUUCUUUCACUUUUUGUUCAGAAAUAGUAUAUAAAAAUUUUAUGUUCGUACAAAACAUUAUUUUUUUAUAUAAUAAGAAGUUUAAUUAGUAACUAUGCUCUAUUAUGUAGCAUAUGAGUGGAGUCGUAAGAUAAUUCACUGAAAUAUUGUACGGAUAGUAAUGUAUUCUUAUUACAGUUACAGUACAUAUUUUAUCUCAAAUGUAAAUAAAAUCUUAAUCGGCAGGUAAAAGACAGAAUCGCACGUAUGUUUCAUAUGUUCUAUACGUUUCGAAAGAAAAAUACUGCUUCGGUGCAAACAAAAAAAAAAGGAGCAGUAUUAAUCGUUAAAAACAAAAAGAAUUAAGUCCUCGGCUUUUUUAACUUUUAACUUGUCGAAUUGUUCUCUGCUUGAAGAUAUAAACUAAGAACGCAUUGCUGUCUUUUUCCGAUUAUGAACAACAAUUCUUUAAUAAUUUCGCAACGAGUAAUAAAAUUUCCUACUUACUUAUUGA
Messenger RNA from Polistes canadensis, 2199 nucleotides. RefSeq names its product ran-binding protein 3 (gene RanBP3). Gene Ontology annotation, molecular function: GTPase activator activity. The coding region runs from base 226 to 1290 and encodes 354 amino acids. The transcript has 4 exons. Gene Ontology annotation, cellular component: nuclear pore; cytoplasm. NCBI's taxonomy places the organism in Eukaryota, Metazoa, Arthropoda, Insecta, Hymenoptera, Vespidae. The record is from RefSeq and is a predicted model, not a curated record. Gene Ontology annotation, biological process: protein export from nucleus.